UUUGACUUCAAUUUGCAAAAGUUGGCUCAUAUUUAGUUAUGUUAGUAGCUUUGAGUUGCUUUAGAUGUGUUGGCAUAAAUCGCCAAAAGAGGGAGAUUGAAAGGGAAAUGUGCCUUGGGCAAUUUCUAGUUGUUUUGGUGAUUAAAUGAUCAACACACCACUUUUAACUAACAUUGUUCAUAUGAGCAUGAGCACAGGUUUAAGUCAAGAAAAUUGAAUAUGUGAAGUCCAAAAUGAGUUGGAUUGGAAGACAAAAAGUGUAACCUUGGGUAAAACUAUAAAAACAGAAGGUUUAAGUAUUUGAAUAAGUUGCACUUACACUAUAUUUUGUUUCUUGUACCUUUGUUUGACUACUAACUUGUUUGUGAAAGUAAAGUGGCAUUAUUUGGACUUAGCUUGAGCAUAUUGCAAACCAUUUUGAAAUGAAGUGAUAAAUGUAUGAUUCUAGCUCUUAGUCAAUUAUUUUUGUUGCUAACUAUAUUUGUCUAAAUAAUAGGAAUCAUUAAAAAGAGAGUAAAAAAGAAGUGAAGGGGUUUGGCUCAAAAGAGCCAAACUUGGGCUAGACUGGAUUUCACCGGACGGUCCGCGUGCGUUGGGUUCACGAUAGACUCCGUGUUGUGCGUGGAGGUUUCUCGCUACUGUUGGGAGAUCGUGGGGCGUCAGAGCACGAUGAGUCUGGAGUAGACCCCGCGUUGUGCGUGGAGGGUUCGUGCAGUCGUUGGGAAACGAUAAACCCAAUGGACGAGACACCAGGGAUGCCGCAUGGCUGAGCGAAGCCUGUUGUGUGCGUACGUACUACGGAUAGAUGAAAAAGAGAACCGCAUGUUAGUUUAUAAAGAAAUAUGAGGAUGUUUUUUUAAAAUAUGACGCAGAACUACUAUCGAAAUUGAUACUUUAAUAUAAUAAAAAAUAAUAUUACGUCAUGACAUUUUGUAUACUGUGAUAUUUUUAAAAAUGUGUUCCGAAACACUCCUUAAUGAUGGCAACCAAACAUGUUCUACAUAAAUAACCCUGAUCAACGGUUCACUCUCGCUCAUGUAAGUUUUAGAACAAUUCGUGUUGAAUGUUUGUAGGAAUCCUGAUUUUAAAAUAUGUUAAAUUUUGUACGAGGCACGUUUACUAAUGAUAUAGGUGGUGCUUACAGGUGUGGAUUUUCCGGAGCACACAAAUCUCCAUGGCCAAGUUUGAUUUUCUCCCAUCUUUAGGUACGUUCCACAAGAGGGACGUGCCAUCCUCAGCCUCAACGCGGCUGGAACGAUCGAUCAAACGAGACAGACAGGCUCCCCGCUCCCGACUGCUGCCUGCGACGACUCGCCCGACCGGACCCUUCCAACCAAGCCGGUGACGGUGAGGACGCCUGGCAAGCUCGCCCGUCCACGUGUCCCCUUUUCGAGGCCGCCAUCUCGCCCCCGCGCUUUUGUGCGUCAGCCGCCGCGCAGCCCAACACCCGCAUCAAAACACGCACCUCGGCUCCUCCCCUCCCCACCAGGCACCAAGGUCGCCACCGCCACCGCUGCCCCAAAGUAUCGCACCCCCAAAGCCCCGCUCCCUCACCUUCUGGAACCUUCCUCGCAUGGCCCCGCCCCCCUCCAUGCCUGCCGCCUCCGAUCGCGCCGGCCCUGGCCGCGACGCGGGCGACUCGUCCUCCCUUCGCCUCCGCCGCGCCCCCUCAGCCGACGCCGGCGACCUUGCCGGCGAUUCCUCGGUAGGCUUGCGGGAGAACGGCGAGCCGCAACCGCCGACGAAUCCGCCGCCGCAGGAGCAGCAGCAGCAGCACGAGAUGCUAUACUACCGCGCGUCGGCGCCCGCCCACCGCCGCGUCAAGGAGAGCCCCCUCAGCUCUGACGCCAUCUUCCGGCAGAGCCAUGCUGGUCUUCUGAAUCUAUGCAUUGUUGUUCUGAUCGCAGUGAACAGCAGACUCAUUAUUGAGAAUUUAAUGAAGUAUGGCCUGUUGAUAAGAGCUGGAUUUUGGUUUAGUGCAAGAUCGCUGGGUGACUGGCCCCUUCUAAUGUGCUGCCUCACUCUACCAGUUUUCCCACUAGUUGCACUCAUGGCUGAGAAGCUGAUCACAAGAAAGCUCAUUGGUGAACAUGUGGUUAUUCUACUCCAUAUCAUUAUUACAACAUCUGCCAUUGUCUAUCCAGUUGUUGUGACUCUUAAGUGUGACUCAGCAGUACUAUCUGGAUUUGUGCUAAUGUUUCUUGCGAGCAUCAUGUGGAUGAAGCUUGUCUCUUAUGCACAUACAAAUUAUGAUAUAAGGGUAUUGUCCAAAAGUACUGAGAAGGGUGCUGCAUAUGGAAAUUAUGUCGAUCCUGAGAAUAUGAAAGAUCCAACCUUUAAAAGUCUAGUGUACUUCAUGUUGGCCCCAACACUUUGUUACCAGCCAACUUAUCCUCAAACUACAUGUAUUAGAAAGGGUUGGGUGACCCAGCAACUCAUAAAGUGCGUGGUUUUUACAGGCUUGAUGGGCUUCAUAAUUGAGCAAUAUAUAAACCCAAUUGUGAAGAAUUCCAAACAUCCACUGAAAGGGAAUUUUUUGAAUGCUAUAGAAAGAGUCUUAAAACUCUCAGUGCCAACAUUAUAUGUAUGGCUUUGCAUGUUCUAUUGCUUUUUUCAUUUAUGGCUGAACAUUGUAGCUGAACUCCUCUGUUUCGGUGACCGUGAAUUCUAUAAGGACUGGUGGAAUGCCAAAACUGUUGAAGAGCCUGUUCAUAAGUGGAUCAUCAGACACAUAUAUUUUCCAUGUAUAAGGAAAGGCUUUUCCAGGGGUGUAGCUAUUCUAAUCUCGUUUCUGGUUUCAGCUGUAUUCCAUGAGAUAUGUAUUGCGGUGCCGUGCCACAUUUUCAAAUUCUGGGCAUUUUCUGGGAUCAUGUUUCAGAUACCGUUGGUAUUCUUGACAAGAUAUCUCCAUGCUACGUUCAAGCAUGUAAUGGUGGGCAACAUGAUAUUUUGGUUCUUCAGUAUAGUCGGACAGCCGAUGUGUGUCCUUCUAUACUACCAUGACGUCAUGAACAGGCAGGCCCAGGCAAGUAGAUAGUUCGGCAGAGACAUGUACUUCAACAUCGACCAUCAGAAGCAGACUGGAGCGACGCGGCAGGAAGCAGCAGUAGCCCCUCACUUGCCAUUGUUUACCAUCAGCUAGCAGCUGGUCAGCCUGAAAAUGCUUCUAUUCCAGGCGGCCGUGCUGGGAUGCAGCGUGUACAUUACCAGCGAUGCAACGUCAACGGUUACCAAGCGCGGAUAAGCAGUGCUCGUGGCAUGUGAACUCUGUACACAUUGAAGUCUAUAUGUCCGCGGUGCUGUGUGCAUAAUGUCGUGGUAGAUGUAAUAUGUACAAUGUAUGCCACGACUUAAGAGGUCAAAAUGAGGCUCACGUCUUGGGAUGGAGGGAGAACGACUUUCAAAGAA
Messenger RNA from Zea mays, 3408 nucleotides. RefSeq lists its product as uncharacterized. Gene Ontology annotation, molecular function: diacylglycerol O-acyltransferase activity. Gene Ontology annotation, biological process: triglyceride biosynthetic process. The record is from RefSeq and is a predicted model, not a curated record. Lineage: Eukaryota; Viridiplantae; Streptophyta; Magnoliopsida; Poales; Poaceae. The coding region runs from base 1574 to 3037 and encodes 487 amino acids. The transcript is spliced from 15 exons. Gene Ontology annotation, cellular component: chloroplast envelope; endoplasmic reticulum membrane.